Plasmodium malariae is the source of this 2265-nucleotide messenger RNA. Its product is annotated as GTP-binding protein, putative. The record is from RefSeq and is a predicted model, not a curated record. NCBI's taxonomy places the organism in Eukaryota, Apicomplexa, Aconoidasida, Haemosporida, Plasmodiidae. Gene Ontology annotation, cellular component: cytoplasm. The coding region runs from base 1 to 2265 and encodes 754 amino acids. The transcript has a single exon. Gene Ontology annotation, molecular function: ribosome binding; GTP binding.
AUGCGCUUUGCACCUGAUUUGUUAAAAAAUAUAUAUAAUAUAGAGAAACGGUACUUUACAGAUACAACGAAAGUAAAACUUAAUAGUACAGGGAAAAAGGAAAUUAUUGUUUUACAUCCUAUAUUAAAAAAGUCAAAAAAGUAUAGCAAGAGCUGUGAUGAAACACUUUACGAUGCUCAGGAAGCUUUGGGGUUAGCUCGGUCAGCAGGGUUCAAAAUUGCAAAUGGAAUUUCUAUGCCAUCAGGGGGUUGGACUAAUAUGAAGUUCUCAAAUGAAUAUAACAAGAAGAGCAAAAUAAAAGAUUUAGAUAAACUUGAUGGAACUAGAGAAAUAAAACAUACAGAUAAAGAGGCAGUGAAUAACUUGAGCUCUUCUAAUAGCCCAUAUGUUGGUAACAUAAUAAAGAAGGAAUUAAGUUAUAAGGUGAACAAAAAUUAUUCAAAUGAUGAUUGUUUCUCUGAACGUUCUGAUUGUAGUAUGGAAGAAGAAUCGUUUGAAAAGGGAGAUAGCAUCAGUACUAAAGAGGAUUAUAAUACAGAGAAUGGGAACUCAUCAAGGAAAGGUAGAAAAAGCGACGACAGUGAUGCUAAUUGUAAUUAUCGUUACAAUCAUGAUUAUGGUUGUGAUGGUGCUAAUGAUAGUAACUAUUUACAUGCUCGUACAAAAUGCGAAGAACUAGAAAAAAAAAUUGCAGAAUCUAUCAUAAUUAAAGUUAAUAGAAUGGAUGUUAAGUUUUAUUUUGGUAAAGGUAAAUUAAAUGAAUUGUCCAAAUAUUUUCUUAAAAAACCUGCACCGUAUAUAUUUAUUAAUACGUUAUUAUCACCAGAACAAUUCCGUAAUUUGGAUUUUCUGUUUAAUAGCUUGUUGAAAAGUUAUCAUGAUGAAUUACAGAUGAAUAGCAGGAGGGAAAAAGAGGAAAAUUACUUUACUUUUAGAGUAUCUGAUUGUGUAUACAACAGGUCAAGCGAGGAACAAGGAGAGGGGGAUGGUCAGGGGUAUGUAGAUAUGUAUAACGAUUAUUUAGAAGAGUACGAGGGGGAAGUAACGGAAAAAGGGGAAGAAUCAGAAGAUGAUGACAAGGAUGGUUACCCUUACGAACGAGCAGCCAAAGAGAUAUGCGAAAGAAAAAGUGGUCAGUUUGUGCCGAUAUACGUUGAGUUGUUUGACAGGUACAGUAUCAUUUUGUACAUUAUGAAGAGAAGGGCAAAAAGCAACUUAAGUAAACUACAGCUAGAACUGGCAAGGGCAAAUUUUAUUUUGAACACCUAUUCAGAAGAUAACAAAUCAAGAAUGAAAUAUAUAAAAUAUAUUGAAAAUAAUGUUUUAGGAAAAUCUCAAUACGAUUAUGAAGAAAGGUAUGACAAAAUAAAUGCAUUCGAUGUAGAUAAACAAAAUAAAAAGAAAAAUUAUGAUUACCUAGGAUAUACAAGUAACUAUAUAAAAAAUACAGAAACGUAUAAGGAAUAUGAAAAAAGAAUUAUUAAUAAUCUUUAUGAUAAAUUAAGAAAAGAGUUGACAAAAUGUAAAAAUAAUAAUAGCUUACAAAACAUUUCAAGAAAACAUAAAGCUUUGAUAGCCAUUGUAGGUUAUACAAAUGCGGGGAAAACUAAACUAAUAAAUUAUUUGACUAAAUCUAAUCUAAAAGCAAGAAAUUUGCUCUUUCAAACAUUAGAUAAUUCGUACAAAAAUUUAAAUAUAGCUGAUUGUUAUUCGACAAUUUUUAUUGAUUCAAUUGGAUUCAUACAAAAUAUUCCUUAUUCUUUAUACGAAUCUUUUAAGAUAUCCUUAGAUGCAAUAAAGAAUGCUGACAUAGUUAUUCAUGUAAUUGAUGUAAGUCAUCCACACAAAGAACGGCAAAAAAAAUGUGUAAUAGAUACAUUAAGGAAAAUUGGAAUAGCUGAUGAAUUUAUACAAAACAAUGUUGUGGAAGUAUGGAAUAAAAUAGACAAGUUAACAGAGCAACAAAUUUUCACUUUAUAUAAGAACAAACCAAAAAGUGCUCUACCCAUUUCGGCCAAAAAUGGCACGAACUGUGAUAUACUUAUAAAAAUUGUACAAAAAUUAGUUAAUAAAAUAAAAAAUGUUCAAGUUUUAACUUUGCAAUUUCCGACAAAAGAAGCCCAAGAAAGAAUAAACUUUAUUAGGAAGAAUUUCAAAGUGGUUCCAGAUUCGAUUUCCUACACGCCAGAUGGACAUACAACGAUUAUCAAGUUGGUCGAGAAUCCGAGCAACUUGAAAAAGUACUACGAGAAAUUUGGAGAGUGA